CCGCCCUUGUGUCGUCUUCCUCUACAGAAAACGACGUUGCUGCCCCACAACUCGCUCUCCUUCUGUAAUCAGAGGAAUCUCUCCUGUAGCGUUCCCAUAUCUUCACUGGAAAAGGGUCUAAGCACGAAAUAUGAGGCGCACCUGACGACGACAGAAACGAAUACGUUGGCACCUGAGCCUUCCUCGUCGCAAAGCCCGUCUAGAAACGCCACCUCGGGAGUUCCUGGAGUCCGGUUCUGCGGCGUCCCCGAUGAUUCGGACAUUUUCAACAGGACGCGGGGAGAACGAGUUAAACGGUACAACGCGCAGGGGAGAAAAUGGAGCAAAAAGACCAUCACAUGGACGCUACGGAGGUCCAGCAGCCGGGCUGAUCUUCCUGAAGGGGUCAUCAGACAGGAGCUGACGGAUGCCAUGCGCGUCUGGGAGCGCGAAUCGACUCUUGUCUUCCAGGAGGUCCACAAAGACACCAAAGACGUGGAUAUCAUCGUCGACUUCGAGACAGGAGACCACGGUGACGGCUACAAGUUCGACGGUCAGGGCGGCACCCUCGCGCACGCCUUUUAUCCCGGGGGAGGCAUCGGGGGGGACAUGCACUUCGACGACACCGAAAACUUCGUGACGCAUCUCGAGGCCAAAAAGUACGUGUCCAACAGCCUGCUUGUGACGGCGGCGCAUGAGCUCGGUCACUCGCUGGGGCUGCUCCACUCCGACGAUUCCGGUGCCCUCAUGGCGCCCUUUUAUCAGGAGUUUCCUGCGGAUUUCCGCCUCCCGGACGACGACAAGUACGGCAUCCAAGCUCUGUACGGAAGACCCAGAUCCUCCUACCCGUCUACCACUCAGCAGCCGCCGUUCAUACCACCGACGCGGCCUUCUACGCGACCGCCCACACGCCCUUCCACACGCCCGCCGUAUAAGCCUCCCACACUCCCUCCUACGCGGCCGCCGUACAAGCCUUCCAUACGUCCCACACGCCCGCCCCCGAAGCCUACACUCCCGCCUCCAACAAGGCCUCCGGUGCGACCUCCUACGACCCCGUCAACGCCCCCACCGGCCACCCCAGAGCCUCCAUCUCAACCCUGUCCAAUCGACCCACCAACGCCCGGAGUGCCUGACACGUGCGCUACCGAGUACGACACUGCAACCGUGUACCGCGGCGACCUUUAUUUCUUCAAAGACAAAUACUACUGGCGUGUGGACCGAAAGGGACAGCCGUCCAGAAGAGAGUUUCCUUAUGAGAUCAAAUAUCGCUUCUACGGCCUGCCUCGUGAUGUCGACCACAUCGACGGCGUUUACGUAGACCGCCAAGACAACCUGGUUUUCUUCAGCGGUCCGAAUUUCUACGUGCUUGACUACUUUUUCCGCUUGAGAAGGAAAGGCAUGCUAACGGACCUCGGGGUGAACGCCACGCACAUCGAUGCAGUGAUGGUCUGGGGGCACAACGGUCGCACUUACCUCUUCAGUGGCAACAAUUACUGGCGACUCGACCGCCGGGGAAUGGCCGAAAUGGACUACCCGCGCGAUGUCAACGUGUGGCGAGGUCUCCCUCAUAACAUGUCUGGGGCCUUCACUUUUCGCUCAGUUACCUACUUCCUUGCAGGCCGCGUCUACUGGGAGUUCGACAACAUAGCCAUGAGGGUCAUUAGAUCCCCUUACCUGAUGGCCUCACACUGGCUCAGCUGCCCCUACCACGACCUGUCACAGGCCACCCGCUGCUCCAGCCACUCGCCGGCCCGCCUUGCGCCGAUUCCAGAUGUCACCGCCGCGCUCGCUCUCCUGCCCGCUGCUCUGCGAUGGCUCCGAGUAGAUUAUGUAUAAUUCAUACAUUAAAAAUAAAUCGUACUUUGAUA
This is a messenger RNA of Penaeus chinensis, 1847 nucleotides long. Its product is annotated as matrix metalloproteinase-2-like. Gene Ontology annotation, biological process: proteolysis; extracellular matrix organization; collagen catabolic process. Gene Ontology annotation, molecular function: zinc ion binding; metalloendopeptidase activity. Lineage: Eukaryota; Metazoa; Arthropoda; Malacostraca; Decapoda; Penaeidae. The annotation marks the transcript as partial. The transcript has a single exon. Gene Ontology annotation, cellular component: extracellular matrix. The record is from RefSeq and is a predicted model, not a curated record.